ACUUUGAUUUCCAGGAUGCCUGUCAAGUGGAUUUCUACUCUGCUCCUGCUGCAAAUGGGUUUCUGCAUCAGAUCUGGGAACUGUGGGAAGGUGUUGGUGUGGCCAAUGGAAUACAGUCACUGGAUGAAUUUAAAGAUAAUACUGGAUGAACUUGUGCAGAGGGGCCAUGAAGUCACUGUUCUGAGACCUUCAUCUUCCAUCUUUCUUGAUCCCAAAAAAGCAUCUGGUCUUAUAUAUGAAACAUUUCCUACAGCUUCUAAUAAUGUUGAAGUAGAAAAGUUUUUUACCCAGUGGGUGAAUACAUGGACAUAUGAUGUGCCAAAAGAUACAUGUUUGAGAUACUACCCCUCAUUGAACAUAAUGUUUCAUCAAUUUUCUGACUUGUGGUUAAGGCUUUGUAGAGAAGUAGUUUCAAACAAAGGACUUAUUGAAAAACUAAAGAAAUCUAAGUUUGAUGUUGUUCUUUCAGAUGCCGUUGGUCCCUGUGGUGAGCUUAUAGCUGAGCUAUUGCAGUUACCUUUUGUGUACAGUCUUCGCUUUGGUAAUGGUUAUGGGAUUGAAAAGUACAGUGGGAGACAACUCUUCCCUCCUUCUUACGUACCUAUUAUUUUAUCAGGAUUAAGUGGUCAAAUGACAUUCAUGGAGAGAGUAGAAAAUAUGAUAUGUUUACUUUAUUUUGACUUUUGGUACGAGUCAUUUCCUGCUAAGGACUGGGAUCCAUUUUUCAGUGAAAUUUUAGGAAGACCCACUACUAUGGUUGACACUAUGAAGAAAGCAGAAAUGUGGCUCAUUCGGUCCUACUGGGACUUGGAGUUUCCUCGCCCAUCCUUACCAAACAUUGAGUUUGUUGGAGGACUCCACUGCAAACCUGCCAAGCCAUUGCCUAAGGAAAUGGAAGAGUUUGCACAGAGCUCAGGCGAACAUGGUGUGGUGGUGUUUUCCCUGGGGUCGAUGAUCAGGAACAUAACACAAGAAAGGGCCAACACAAUUGCAUCAGCCCUGGCGCAGAUUCCACAAAAGGUUCUUUGGAGAUUUGAGGGCAAGAAACCAGACACCUUAGGACCCAAUACUCGGGUGUUCAAGUGGAUGCCCCAGAAUGACCUUCUUGGUCAUCCAAAAACUAAAGCUUUUGUAACUCAUGGUGGAGCCAAUGGCAUCUAUGAGGCGAUCCAUCACGGAGUCCCCAUGGUUGGCAUCCCUUUGUUUGCAGAACAACAUGACAAUAUUGCCCACAUGGUGGCCAAAGGAGCAGCUGUUUCUGUAGACUUCCAUACAAUGUCCAGCUCAGAUUUGCUCAAUGCACUGAAGGCUGUCAUCAAUAACCCUUCCUAUAAAGAGAAUGUGAUGUGGUUGUCAACCAUUCACCAUGACCAGCCUAUGAAGCCCCUAGACAGAGCAGUCUUCUGGAUUGAGUUUGUCAUGCGUCACAAAGGGGCCAAGCACCUGAGACCACUUGGCCAUAACCUCACCUGGUACCAGUACCACUCUCUGGAUGUGAUUGGAUUCCUACUCACCUGUGUGGUGGCCAUUGCUUUCCUUGCUGUAAAAUGCUGUCUGUUUGUUUACCGGUUCUUUGUAAAGAAGAGAAAGAAUAAAAAAGACUAGGGCUCUUUAAGAAGGAAGGCUCUGAUCUGUGGUCAUGAUGGGUAAUACUAUUCUAUUCAAUGCUAGAACUAUGUAUCAGAUGCUUCUUGUUUUAAAAGGAAUUGAGCUACUUGAUCUAUCUACAUAUUUUACUCCAUAAGUUAAGAAAUUAACCAUUUUAAAUUUUUAUCUUCUUACAUAAGUUGUUUUUGUGUUGAUUUAUCAAUGUAAUAAUGCUGAGAAUAAUAACCUCUGAAACACCAACUUGUUUAUGGGAGAAGAAUAGGAAGUAUCAAGUUUUUAUUGUGAACUUUCAGAUAUCAUUUUCAAAAUAAAAUUGAAUAAAAUGGACUAUCAGUGUCUGCAAAAAGAAAAAGAAGAACAUGAUCCAUUUCUAAAGUAAUAAGGCAAAAUAAAUAGACAGGUAGAUGGUAGGUAGAUAGAUAGAUGAUAUAGACAGACAGACAGACAGACAGACAGACAGAUAUAUGAUCGAUUCCUUUAAAAAGUAACAAAGCAGGUUUUAUUGAAACUACUACAGUAAAGGAAAGAGGGUUCAUAACACAUACACAAUCAGAAAACACUACCAACAACAAAACAACAAAAACAGUGAAUACAAAGUGAAGUUUAAAGAACACUAAAACACAAGUAGAGGGGAAUUAAAGAAAUGGGAAUUUUUAAAAUGCCUUGGAGUAAGGGAAAAAAAAUUUCUUAAAUGUCCUAACAAUAGAACAGUGUACAGUUCACAGUUUCACAGAGGCAUAGGUGCGUGCAGUCAACGUUGAAAGUUAAAUCCUCUUUAAAGACAGACUCCAUGACAAAAUACAAGUGUAAGCCUAAAGUUGAUCUAGUCUAGGUACAAGUCCUAUCUGCUACAUGAGGAUAAAAAUAAAUAUUUUUCUUUUCUUUUUUA
This is a messenger RNA of Grammomys surdaster, 2497 nucleotides long. Its product is annotated as UDP-glucuronosyltransferase 2B7. The record is from RefSeq and is a predicted model, not a curated record. The coding region runs from base 16 to 1605 and encodes 529 amino acids. The transcript has 6 exons. Gene Ontology annotation, molecular function: UDP-glycosyltransferase activity. Lineage: Eukaryota; Metazoa; Chordata; Mammalia; Rodentia; Muridae.